AUGUUGCAGGCUCUGGGAGGACCUGUACCUCCAAACACUGACCAUGCCGUCAGUGUAUCACUUCCAACAUGGCGAGCAAAUGUCGGCUACGAGGAAGGAGAAGAUUGGGUCACAAAGAAGAUGCAAUGUGGUUAUCCCCGAUUCUUUGUCCAUCCCAUUAUUCAGAAGCUCGCCCAGGAGGUUCUUCGCCGAGUCGGUGACCCCAAUCUCGAGUCUGCAACCCUUUUUCCGUCGGUCAAGCAAGCGCGCAUCUGCCACUCCUUUUUGAUCGGAAAAAUCCCCGCCGACCAGGCCUACAAAGCGCGGAUCGUCAACUUCAUUCCAUCUCCGCAGACCGAAGCCGGUCCAACAAUUACGUCUUCCUUAUCGUGCGUCAUUUACCCCAAAGAAUAUGCCCCCAUUACCAAGCAAGUAUGGCAGCACUCGGGCAACGGUAUCUCCAGUCGACGAGGCGAGUUCUGUCUGGGGGCAUUGGAGGAUGGAUUUUUGGUGGAAGACAAGGGCCUUGCGACUGCGGAGUCGAUCUCACAACGUCCCUGCAAGGGUCCCCGCAGAUACCAAAGUAUCAGUGGAGCGAGAAAAGGCUCUGUUGGAGAAUCUCCUCCCAGGUCAAACAAUGAAGACGGCCGAGACUAUGCUCAAUUUAUCGAAGAGCGAUUUGGCCGAAACCUCAGCACUUCUCUCGCCAACCAGGCCAAACUGGCUGUUCGUAAACGUAUCGCGGGUGUUUUGACAGCCGAUGUUGAGUUGCCAGAAGCUCUGGAGACGGCUUCAUCCGAAGGUCGAGUUGCCGGUAUUUCUGAAGAUGAUGUCCUUCUUUAUCCUUCGGGCAUGAACGCCAUAUUCAACGCUCAUCAGAGCUUGCUGGCUACACGAGGCGAUUUACCAUCAAUUUGCUUUGGGUUUCCCUAUACUGAUACAUUGAAGAUUCUCCAAAAAUGGGGACCGGGCUGUGUAUUUUACGGACAUGGCUCCUCAGAAGACCUGGAUGAUCUGGAAUCUCGACUCAAGGCCGGCGAGCGAUUCCUUGGGCUUUUCACUGAAGCACCAGGUAACCCUCUUCUGAAAACACCGGAUCUCAAACGGAUACGCGCUUUGGCAGACCAGUAUGGCUUUGCCGUGGUGGUCGACGAGACCAUUAGCAACUUUUUGAACAUUAAUGUUUUGCAUCUGGCAGACAUUGUCGUCAGUAGCUUGACCAAAAUUUUCAGCGGAGACAGCAAUGUCAUGGGAGGAAGCGCUGUCCUCAAUCCUCAGGCACAGUAUUAUGCAGCUAUCAAGAAGACUUAUGACCGAGAUUACGAAGAUAACUACUGGGCAGAGGAUGCCGUUUUCUUGGAGAGAAAUAGCCGCGAUUUCAUUUCUCGCAUUGAACAAAUCAAUGCUACCACUGAGAACAUUACAGCUAUGCUGAAGGACUCUCCGCUGGUCAAAGAAGUUUACUACCCUAAAUACAGCCCCACAAAACCACUAUACGAUAGCCUCCGAAACGCCAAUGGUGGUUACGGUGGUCUCUUCUCUGUCACGUUCCACUCCACAGCUGAGGCGAUUGCCUUCUAUGACACCAUAGAGGUUCUGAAGGGACCCAGUCUUGGGACCAACUUCACAUUGAGCUCUCCUUACGUCCUCCUGGCCCACUACGGCGAAUUGGACUGGGCACGAUCCUUCAAUGUCGAUCCGGAUAUCGUGAGAAUCAGUGUUGGAUUAGAAGAGGUGUCUGAUCUUCGGUCCAGGGUACAACGGGCCUUGGAUGCUGUGCAAAAUGUUCAGUCAAGCGCAUAG
Messenger RNA from Penicillium paradoxum, 1782 nucleotides. Its product is annotated as cystathionine gamma-synthase. The transcript is spliced from 5 exons. Gene Ontology annotation, molecular function: cystathionine gamma-synthase activity; pyridoxal phosphate binding. The coding region runs from base 1 to 1782 and encodes 593 amino acids. NCBI's taxonomy places the organism in Eukaryota, Fungi, Ascomycota, Eurotiomycetes, Eurotiales, Aspergillaceae. Gene Ontology annotation, biological process: transsulfuration. The record is from RefSeq and is a predicted model, not a curated record.